This is a messenger RNA of Pipistrellus kuhlii (Kuhl's pipistrelle), 704 nucleotides long. RefSeq names its product ATP synthase peripheral stalk subunit d (gene ATP5PD). NCBI's taxonomy places the organism in Eukaryota, Metazoa, Chordata, Mammalia, Chiroptera, Vespertilionidae. Gene Ontology annotation, molecular function: proton transmembrane transporter activity. Bases 149 to 634 code for a protein of 161 amino acids. The transcript is spliced from 6 exons. Gene Ontology annotation, biological process: proton motive force-driven ATP synthesis. The record is from RefSeq and is a predicted model, not a curated record.
GAAGGAACCUUCAUUGUAAUUGGCUAACCUGCGCGGCAAGGCCCGCCCCUUUGGAUUAGUGGUUGGCUGAGGGAAGCCCUUCCGGUGACGCACUUCCGUUGCUUCCUCUGUGGACCGUGGGCCGCCGGGGUCGGUGAAGGAUCUCAAGAUGGCUGGGCGAAAACUUGCUCUAAAAACCAUUGACUGGGUAGCUUUUGGGGAGAUCAUACCCAAAAACCAGAAGGCCAUUGCUAACACGCUGAAAUCCUGGAAUGAGAACCUCACCUCCAGGUUGGCAACUCUCCCCGAGAAACCUCCUGCCAUCGACUGGGCUUACUACAAGGCCAAUGUGGCGAAGGCCGGCUUGGUGGAUGAGUUUGAGAAGAAGUUUAACGCCCUGAAGGUGCCUGUGCCACAGGAUAAUUACACUGCCUUGGUGGACGCUGAAGAAAAAGAAGAUGUGAAAAAUUGUGCUGAGUUUGUGUCUCUCUCAAAGUCCAGGAUUGAGCAAUACGAGAAAGAGCUGGAGAAGAUGAAGAACAUAAUUCCAUUCGACCAGAUGACCAUAGAGGAUUUGAAUGAAGUCUUCCCAGAAACCAAAUUAGACAAGAAGAAAUAUCCCUACUGGCCUCACAAGCCAGUAGAGAGUUUAUAAACCCGAGUCUGAGAGGAAGCUCUGGUCGUUGUGUUAUGAACUCUCUGGACAUUAAAGAUUAUCAGAUGGC